Solanum tuberosum (potato) is the source of this 3323-nucleotide messenger RNA. RefSeq names its product beta-D-glucosyl crocetin beta-1,6-glucosyltransferase-like. The coding region runs from base 1774 to 3195 and encodes 473 amino acids. Gene Ontology annotation, molecular function: UDP-glycosyltransferase activity. The transcript has a single exon. The record is from RefSeq and is a predicted model, not a curated record. Lineage: Eukaryota; Viridiplantae; Streptophyta; Magnoliopsida; Solanales; Solanaceae.
ACUCCCCUUUAUAAAUUCACUAACUCUUCACUUCAAUUCCCACACAUCUGAACCCUAAUUUCCUUCAUUUCUACACUCAUUAGCCGAUCAAUCUCCGGUCACUUUUUUCUACUAAAUCUGUUUAUCAAAUGGCUCGAUCUAGCAUUAUCAAUGCAUUCUUCAUUGUAUUCAUCGUUUCUCUUUUCUCAGCUAUGACUGAAACUUCGGCUCAGGAAUUAGGAUUAGCUCCGGCCCCGGCACCUGACGCCGGUGCGGCUUUCUCCUUGCCGUCUUCCGGUGUGUUAGUUGGAACUUCUCUCAUUCUAUGUGUUGCUGCUAUCUUCAGGCAUUAGAAUUUUGAUUUAGUGGGGAUUGUAUGUGUUUUUCAGUUGUGAGAGUAGUGUUUAUUGAUUUUCUUAUGGAUUUAGGUGUUUUACGUAUGUAUUGAGAUUGAUCUUUUGGCAGUAUAUAUUUCUGAUUAUAAAAUUUUGUUUUUGAGUAUAAAAAUUGGUUCUUUAUUUCCAUUUGUUUUUUCGUUCUCUAUUGCAAGUGAUUAUUCUGUUAUCUAAGAAGGUGAUUAUACCUGAAAAGUACAUUUAUAGUUUAUAUAAUCUGGAAAUUAACAACCCGGAAAGGCGAAAACUAAAGAAAAACAAGGCUUUGAGCUGUUUUUUUAGGGGUAAUUAGAGCAAAACUCAUAUCCAGGGUGAAACAUGAAGGAUAAAACAAAGCUAAUUAUCAUGUAAUUGGUACACGCAGAACAGAGUAGAGAUGAAGUAUGUAAAGAAGGUAUCUAGAUUAGUCGAGCUUCAAAGUAGGUACUAAACGCCAAGUGGGAAACCCAAAGGAAGUUUCAUUGAACUUAUAAUUUGUCUUGCAGUUUAAAGGAAAUACUUUUUUAGAUCAACUUAUGUUCUUGAGGAAUAAGAAGAUUAGAAACUUUAAACAAUGUAUAUAAUAUAGUAACAUUAGAGACAAGUUCACAAACUAUGUGACAUAUUAAACAAUGUAAGUUGCAUUUUUUUUGUUGAUAUCCCUUUCUGAGGCACAAAAUGUAAUGCUUAUAGAGAUAAUGACUUGUAAGCAUUGAGAACUCAGCCUUAUAUCCUAUUUAUUGCCAUAUUCAUCUGAGCUUAAUCUUCUCACACUACCUGCAUGUAUAUAAUAUAGUAACAUUAGAGACAAGUUCACAAACUAUGUGACAUAUUAAACAAUGUAAGUUGCAUUUUUUUUGUUGAUAUCCCUUUCUGAGGCACAAAAUGUAAUGCUUAUAGAGAUAAUGACUUGUAAGCAUUGAGAACUCAGCCUUAUAUCCUAUUUAUUGCCAUAUUCAUCUGAGCUUAAUCUUCUCACACUACCUGCAUGUAUAUAAUAUAGUAACAUUAGAGACAAGUUCACAAACUAUGUGACAUAUUAAACAAUGUAAGUUGCAUUUUUUUUGUUGAUAUCCCUUUCUGAGGCACAAAAUGUAAUGCUUAUAGAGAUAAUGACUUGUAAGCAUUGAGAACUCAGCCUUAUAUCCUAUUUAUUGCCAUAUUCAUCUGAGCUUAAUCUUCUCACACUACCUGCAUGUAUAUAAUAUAGUAACAUUAGAGACAAGUUCACAAACUAUGUGACAUAUUAAACAAUGUAAGUUACAUUUUGUUUGUUGAUAUCCCUUUCUGAGGCAUAAAAUGUAAUGCUUAUAGAGAUAAUGACUUGUAAGCAUUGAGAACUCAGCCUUAUAUCCUAUUUAUUGCCAUAUUCAUCUGAGCUUAAUCUUCUCACACUACCUGCCCCUGCACGAAUACGAUCAUGUGUACAAAAUCUACCAAAUGGAAGGUUUUCUUGUUUCCAUGGCUGGCGUAUGGUCACAUCUCUCCAUUUCUCGAGCUAGCCAAAAAGCUCGUGGAUAGAGGUUUCUUGGUUGAUCUAUGUUCUUCAUCUAUUAACCUAAGUUUCAUUAGAACAAGAAUACCAGAAACAUAUUGUUCUUCAAUUCAUCUUGUGGAACUCCAAUUACCAGACUUGCAAGAGCUUCCUCCUCACUAUCAUACAGCCAAUGGCCUCCCACUCCAUCUCCAUUCCACCCUUCAAAAAGCCCUCAAAAUGUCUAAACCAAAUCUGCUCAACAUCUUAGAAGCUCGAAAACCUGACUUGUUAAUCCAUGAUGUCAAGCAAUUAUGGACUGCUGGGGUGGCUUCUACCCUUGACAUCCCGGCGGUUAGAUUCUUCACUUCUUGUGCAGCCAUGUGCUCCUAUUUCAGUCACUUGUUUGUGAAACCAAAUGUUGAAUUCCCCUUUCAAGCUCUUCGAUUACAUCCCUAUGAGCUAACAAAAGCUCAUAAAGUGGUUAAAGAACAUCGUGAAGACGAUGAUCCUGAAGUGAGAGCUCCUGAAGAAUUUACAGGCGUGAUGCUAAUAGGCACGUCGAGAGAGAUGGAAGGUAAAUACAUCGACUAUAUGUCCGAAAUAAUCAAAUUUAAGGUCUUGCCAAUUGGUACACUAGUUCAAGAUCCUAUGACUAGUGUAGAUGGAAACAUGGAGAUCAUGGAAUGGUUAGGGAAAAAAGACAAGUUCUCAACUAUAUUAGUCUCUUUUGGGAGUGGCUACUUCUUGACAAACCAAGAAUUGGAAGAAGUAGCUUUUGGGUUAGAGCUUAGCCAAGUGAAUUUCAUAUGGGUAGUUAGGUUCCCAAAAGGGGAAAAUCUAAGUCUUGAAGAGGCAUUACCACAAGGUUUUUUUGAAAGAAUUGGUCAUAGAGGGAUGGUUAUGGGAGGAUGGGCUCCACAAGCAAAAAUACUAACUCAUUCGAGUAUCGGUGGAUUCGUGAGUCAUUGUGGAUGGAAUUCAAUUUCAGAAAGUAUAGAUUAUGGUAUUCCAAUUAUUGCUAUGCCUAUGGAUCUUGAUCAACCUAUGAAUGCUAAAUUGCUAGUGGAAAUUGGAGUAGCUUUGGAGGUUUUGAGGGAUGAAAAUGGAGCACUUCAUAGAGAAGGCAUAGCAAGAGUUAUCAAAGAUGUAAUAUGUGGAAAAUCAGGGGAGAAUUUGAGAUGUAAUGUGAGAAAUUUGGGUAAGAAGUUGAGAUUUAAAAAUGUGGAAGAUAUUGAUGCAGCUGUGAUGGAGCUAACACAACUUUGUCAUGAGAAGAAUCAUAGUUCUUGGAUUCGAGUCAUGGGUAUGGAACCGCGCUUGAUAGAGCCCUCAAAAAUGGAACUUUCUAGCGCAAAUUUAGAUUAAUCAAGCUUCAAAGCACAUGUAUUGAAACAUCGAGUGAAAAAAGAAGAAAAGAAUUGUUAACUUUUCUAAGCUAGUUUAUUCAACUAAUGCAAGAAGCAUAAGAAAAAAAUCUUUGCAUAAUGUGCGUU